Messenger RNA from Saccharomyces cerevisiae S288C, 885 nucleotides. It is a transcript of the gene ATC1, whose product is annotated as Atc1p. The transcript has a single exon. The coding region runs from base 1 to 885 and encodes 294 amino acids. Gene Ontology annotation, cellular component: nucleus; cytoplasm. The record is from RefSeq and is marked reviewed. NCBI's taxonomy places the organism in Eukaryota, Fungi, Ascomycota, Saccharomycetes, Saccharomycetales, Saccharomycetaceae.
AUGAACACGAAUCAGUCCAAUCCGAAUACAGAUUUAACAGAUGAUGCCAAUAUAGAACAUACGUUGCAUCGGCUGCUCACUCAGGCAAAUAAUCAUUUUGAUGAUACAGUAAAGAUUGAUGGGCAGAGUUUAGAUUUGGGAAAGGAUCUCGAACAAGUUAUGAUGGAUAAUUUAGACUGCACUGAUAUUUUUGAUUCCGACAUCGCUUCUCAGAAACACCUAACAUUGGAAUCUUUAUUUAACGAUGAACACAACACCGAUUCGAGCACACUUUUGGAAAUGCAGAGAAGUGCUAAUGAUAGCCUAGUUGGUAUUGAUCUCGAUAGGCAUAAAAAGGGUUAUACUGGCAAGGCAUCAUUAGAUAAAAGUACAAACCAAAAUAACGUACAUAAACCUGAUAAAGAACAAAAGAACUAUAAGAUAGAUAAACCCACCAUCAAGAAGAAAAAAUCCCUUUUGAAAACCACAAAUGAACCCAUGUUAUCCCCUGCAUCCCUAUCACCUUCAUCUUCGUUAGCUUCAUCCGACGCUAAUGAAUCCCACCUAAAAAUAGAAUCCAUGAUUACUGAUAUAACAUCUAAAAUAGAUUCUGCAAGACAAGACAUUGUAUCUGCAACGAAGCCUGCUAAGUUCACAAAUGAGUUUACAAUAAGUCAAAUUUCGGAAAUGAAGGCAAGAAUAAUUAAUACUCAUAAAUUGCUGCUCAAUUUCAAUUUUAUUAAAGAAGGUUACGCGAGAUCUUGUAUUCAAUUGAAAAAAUCUAUGGACUCUUUAAAGGAUAGUGAAAUUCACAGAGCACAUUUAUUGGUUGAGAAUGAUGACUUGAAGCAACAAAUCCUAGAACUUACUCAAAAACUCAAUGAAAAAUCAUCCAAGGAAAGUUAA